Ogataea parapolymorpha DL-1 is the source of this 819-nucleotide messenger RNA. Its product is annotated as Isopentenyl-diphosphate Delta-isomerase. The record is from RefSeq and is a predicted model, not a curated record. Lineage: Eukaryota; Fungi; Ascomycota; Pichiomycetes; Pichiales; Pichiaceae. Bases 1 to 819 code for a protein of 272 amino acids. Gene Ontology annotation, biological process: isopentenyl diphosphate biosynthetic process; isoprenoid biosynthetic process. Gene Ontology annotation, molecular function: isopentenyl-diphosphate delta-isomerase activity. The transcript has a single exon. Gene Ontology annotation, cellular component: cytoplasm.
AUGAGCAAGUUGUCCGAAUAUCAUCAGCGAGUUAAAUCUCUCACUAGAGAAGAUAUUCUGACCAAGUUCCCCGAAGUGACGCCCUUGGAAGCUACCACUGGAGAGUCAUCUUCGUCGACGACAAAUGGCUCUACUACAUACAACUCGCUUUUCCGAGGUCACGAUGAAGAGCAGAUCAAACUCAUGGAUGAGAACUGUAUUGUUCUAGAUUAUGAUGAUAGAGCGAUCGGUGCUGGAACGAAAAAGCUUUGUCAUAUCAUGGAUAAUAUCAAUAAGGGAUUGCUCCAUAGAGCAUUUUCCGUCUUUUUAUUUGACUCGAACAACAGGCUUCUCUUACAGCAGAGGGCUGAUGAGAAAAUUACCUUUCCCUCCAUGUGGACCAACACUUGUUGCUCCCAUCCCCUUUGUGUUCGGUCUGAACUGGGGUUAGACCUGGACUCAUCUAUUCUAGGAGCCAAGACUGCAGCUCAAAGGAAGCUGGAACAGGAGUUGGGAAUUCAUCCGAAAGAUGUUCCUAUUGAAAACUUCAAGUUUUUGACCAGAAUUCAUUACAUGGCACCUAGCAAUGGACCAUGGGGAGAGCACGAAAUUGAUUACAUUUUAAUAAUCAAAGCUAAUCCAGCAUUCAAGGCGAACCCAAAUGAGGUGAAAGACACCCGUUAUGUGACAGCAGACGAACUCAAAAAGAUGUUCAAGGAUCCAAGUUUGGUGUUCACCCCAUGGUUCAAGUUGAUCUGCGAAUCAUAUCUAUUCCAAUGGUGGGAUCACCUUGAUGAGCUAGACAGAUUUACUAGCACGGAAAUUGACCGCAUGUUGUGA